Messenger RNA from Saimiri boliviensis boliviensis (Bolivian squirrel monkey), 2566 nucleotides. RefSeq names its product C-C motif chemokine receptor 9 (gene CCR9). NCBI's taxonomy places the organism in Eukaryota, Metazoa, Chordata, Mammalia, Primates, Cebidae. Gene Ontology annotation, molecular function: C-C chemokine receptor activity; C-C chemokine binding. Gene Ontology annotation, biological process: positive regulation of cytosolic calcium ion concentration; immune response; G protein-coupled receptor signaling pathway. The record is from RefSeq and is a predicted model, not a curated record. Gene Ontology annotation, cellular component: external side of plasma membrane; membrane.
UGCAGAGAAGAAGGAGCUUCUCCAAUGGUCACAUGUAUAGAAAAUGUUGAAGAGACCUGCCUCUUUCAUAGGAAGGGAAAGUUUCAUGUCCAUCAUGCUGUCAGCUCUACAAGGGCAAGCCUGCUUGAUUCAACAGCUGUAUUCACAGAACUAUGCCUGGAAAAGCAAAGUCUGAACACAUCCAUCAACCUUGCUUGAAGAAUCUUUGGGGAGCAGGCUUGCCUCUGACCCACCAUGACACCCACAGGCUUCACAAGCCCUGUUCCUAACAUGUCUGAUGACUACAGCUAUGAAUCCACAUCUUCCGUGGAAGACUAUAUCAACUUCAACUUCACUGACUUCUACUGUGAGAAGAACAGUGUCAGGCAGUUUGCGAGCCAUUUCCUCCCGCCCUUGUACUGGCUUGUGUUCAUCGUGGGUGCUUUGGGCAACAGUCUGGUCAUCCUUGUCUACUGGUACUGCACAAGAGUGAAGACCAUGACUGACAUGUUCCUUUUGAAUUUAGCCAUCGCUGACCUCCUCUUUCUGGUCACUCUUCCCUUCUGGGCCAUUGCCGCUGCUGACCAGUGGAAAUUCCAGACCUUCCUGUGCAAGGUGGUCAACAGCAUGUACAAGAUGAACUUCUACAGCUGCGUGUUGUUGAUUAUGUGCAUCAGCGUGGACAGGUACAUCGCCAUUGCCCAGGCCAUGAGAGCGCAGACCUGGAGGCAGAAAAGGCUUCUGUACAGCAAAAUGGUUUGCUUUAUCAUCUGGGUACUGGCAGCCGCGCUCUGUAUCCCGGAACUCUUAUACAGCCAAAUCGAGAGGGAAUCUGGCAUUGCUGUCUGCACUAUGGUUUACCCUAGGGACGAGAGCACCAAACUGAAGUCAGCUGUCUUGACCCUGAAGGUCAUUCUGGGGUUCUUCCUUCCCUUUGUUGUCAUGGCUUGCUGCUACACCAUCAUUAUUCACACGCUGAUACAGGCCAAGAAGUCGUCCAAGCACAAGGCCCUAAAAGUGACCAUCACUGUCCUGACCGUCUUUGUCUUGUCUCAGUUUCCCUACAACUGCAUUUUGUUGGUGCAGACCAUUGACGCCUAUGCCAUGUUCAUCUCCAACUGUGCCGUUUCCACCAACAUUGACAUCUGCUUCCAGGUCACCCAGACCAUUGCCUUCUUCCACAGUUGCCUGAACCCAGUUCUCUACGUUUUUGUGGGCGAGAGAUUCCGCCGGGAUCUUGUGAAAACCCUGAAGAACUUGGGUUGCAUCAGCCAGACCCAGUGGGUUUCAUUUACAAGGAGAGAGGGAAGCUUGAAGCUGUCAUCUAUGUUGUUGGAGACAACCUCAGGAGCACUCUCCCUCUGAGGGGUCUUCUCUGAGGUGCAUGGUUCUUUGGGAGAAAUGAGAAAUACAGAAACAGUUUCCCCCACUGAUCAGACCAGAGAGAAACCACAGGAGAAAAAGGAAGUGAGAGAAAAAGAAAACUCAGAAAGGGAUGAAUCUGAACAAUACGAUUACUUUUAGUCAGAAUUUCCCAAAGCAAAUAUUUCGAAGUCGACUGACUAGUCCAAGAGGCUGUUGAUUGGCUCUUGACUGUAAUGCCUGCAAUUCUCAAAGGAGGACUGAGGACCAGCCCUGUGGACCACCCUGGUUUUGCCACUGGCCAGAGUGUCAGUGCCGCUGCCUCUGGAGGAGCCCAUGGAUUUUCUCUAUGCACUGUGAACUUCUGUGGCUUUCAGUUCUCAUGCUACCCCUUCCAAAAGGCGCCACAGAAGCACUGGUCGCUGCUACAGACCACAAAAGCAGAAGAAGGUUUCGUGAAAGCGUCCAUCUUUGGGAAGUUUUCUACCCUACUUUUGAGCCUGAUAACCCAUGCCAGGUCUUACAGAUUCCUGAUGUAGAACCUUCCCAGGCAAUCUCAGAUCUGAUUCUCUUCUGUUCUCCUCGUUCCAUUCUGGGCCAGUGAAGGUCCUUGUUCUGAUUCUGAAAUGAUCUGCAGAUCUGGCCAGUAAACCCCUGGACAACUGGCCACACCCACAAGGCAUCCACAGUCUGUUGGCUUCCAAGCCAUUUCUGCGUCCUGCUGGAGGUUCUGACCUGGUCUAGGAUUCCGCUUAUUCCUUGACACGGUGACUGUCCCUCCAUGGCCUGAGCAGGGAGGUUAACAGCUGGGUUCACAGGAGCCAGCCUUGGCCCUGUUGUGUAGGCUUGUUCUGUUGAGUGGCACUUGCUUCGGGUCCACCGUCUGCUCCCUAGAAAAUGGGCUGGUUUUCUUGGCCCUCUUCUUUCUGAGGCUGCUGGAAGGCGAUUUACUUCGAUGCUUCUCCUUUUCUUACUCUCUAAUGGCAACAUUUUAAAAGCAUUAAUAACUGAUAAAUUAGGCUGAAACUGCUGAAAAAAAUAAGUAAUAGAAUUUACCUUUGCAUCUUUUGAGUCUUUCUUUUCAGGAUUUGGCAAAAUGUAUCACCUUUGACAACAUUUCACAUAUUGGAAAAGUGCUUUUUAAUGUGUAUAUAAAAUAUCAAUUACUUGUCACUUUCUUUACCCGCCUCAAUAUUUUAAGUGCGUGUAAUUAAAGAUCAAGUAG